CGUCACACCCAUGCAAGAAGGCGGUCGAGUCUGCGAUCGCAAAGCCGCUGCUGCGUUAACACUGUCUGUCUUAUUAACUGUAGGAUCUGUUUUCUCGGUCCUGUUUGAAGUUGAAUGAUCAGUCGCGAUACUGUCUAACAUGGUCGGGGUGAAGGUCAUCGCCAACGAUGCCGAGUUCCAGCCCGAACUCACGGGCGCCGGCUCCAGACUCGCCGUGGUGAAGUUCACCAUGGCUGGGUGUCAGCCGUGUCUGAGAAUAGCUCCAGCCUUCAACAUGCUAAGCAGCAAGUACCCACACGUUGUCUUUCUUGAGGUGGACGUCCAUGUGUGUCAGGGAACAGCUGCAGCCAACAACAUCUCCGCCACGCCGACGUUCUUGUUUUUCCGAAACAAAGUGCGGGUGGAUCAGUACCAGGGAGCAGACGCCUCGGGCCUGGAGGAGAAGAUCAAACAGCAUGUAGAGAAUGAUCCAGGAAGCAACGAGGAUUCGGACAUUCCUAAAGGAUAUAUGGACCUCAUGCCAUUUGUGAAUAAAGCUGGAUGCGAGUGUCUUAACGAGAGUGACGACUGCGGCUUUGAUAACUGCUUAAUCAAGGACUCGUCCUACCUUGAAUCAGACUGCGAUGAACAGCUACUCAUCACGAUUGCCUUCACUCAGCCUGUAAAGCUCUUCUCUAUGAAGCUGCAGUCCUCAGACUUGGCUCAAGCCCCGAAGUGUGUGAAGAUUUUCAUCAACCUCCCGCGCUCUAUGGACUUCGACGAUGCGGAGAGAAGCGAGCCCACACAGAUGCUGGAGCUGACCGAAGAAGACUACAAAGACGACGGCCUCAUCUCGCUCCGAUACGUCAAGUUCCAGAACGUCAACAGUGUGACUCUGUUCAUCAAGUCAAACCUGGGUGACGAGGAGACGACGAAGGUGAACUAUCUGACGUUUAUAGGAACGCCGGUACAGGCCACCAACAUGAACGACUUCAAACGAGUUGUAGGGAAGAAGGGGGAGAGCCACUGAGGAGAAGACAACUGGACGUGGACACAAUCAGACACAAAGCUGGAACUGUUCCACUGCUCUCCGUCAGAGAGUUUGACAGAAAUUAACGGUGAGAGAGGGAGAGAGCGGAGUUGCACCUUUGGCUCAAUGAGGCAAAGCAUUCUCUACAUUUUUAUCUACGGAUCAUCCAAAACAAACCUGUAAAUAAAGCGAAUCCUUUUUCAAAGGCAAGCGG
This is a messenger RNA of Colossoma macropomum (tambaqui), 1223 nucleotides long. It is a transcript of the gene txnl1, whose product is annotated as thioredoxin-like 1. The transcript is spliced from 8 exons. The record is from RefSeq and is a predicted model, not a curated record. Bases 140 to 1009 code for a protein of 289 amino acids. Lineage: Eukaryota; Metazoa; Chordata; Actinopteri; Characiformes; Serrasalmidae.